UAUAAAAGUAGUAUACAUUUAGGUAUAACUAUUAUAUUUUUAUUUAAAUAUGAGUUACUAUUGGGCUGUUGGUUGUAAUCAUCACAACCAAAGAGAGACUUGUACAUUUUUUACUUUUCCUAAAGAUCCUAAAUCUCGUAACAGGUGGAUUAAAUUACUUAGGCGAAGUGUUCAACCUGGUCGUGGAUGUGUUGUAUGUAGUUGUCAUUUUAAAAAUGGACUUCGUUUUAAUGGCCCAGAGUUGCUAGAGCAUCUGAAAAAAAAUGUCACAUAUAACUUUGCAUCGCCUGAGAAAAGGCAAAGAAAUCAAAAAAAAGCAGCUGAAUCAAUGGCUACAAAUAUGGCAUCAAAUGAGAUGAUUUUUUUGCAACAAAAUGCACUAAAGUUGGAAAAAGAUAUCAAAUCUAAAGUGAAUGAUGGUUCAAAAAUUAAAAUAUUGGAGAACAUGGAUCUAAACUUAAACUAAAAAAUUUGUUUCUGUUCAAACUUCACCAUCAACUCCAAGUGCAAUAGUAUUAGAAGCUGAAAAUUAUUUUCUAAAGCAAGAAAAUGAAAAAUAAAAAAGUAAAAUAUAUAAACUGUCAGUUGUAUUUUCAUAUGAAACUAUAUGUAAC
This is a messenger RNA of Sipha flava (yellow sugarcane aphid), 614 nucleotides long. RefSeq names its product THAP domain-containing protein 2-like. The record is from RefSeq and is a predicted model, not a curated record. Lineage: Eukaryota; Metazoa; Arthropoda; Insecta; Hemiptera; Aphididae. The transcript is spliced from 4 exons. Bases 50 to 466 code for a protein of 138 amino acids.